Messenger RNA from Pipistrellus nathusii (Nathusius's pipistrelle), 327 nucleotides. The record is from the annotation of a GenBank genome assembly. NCBI's taxonomy places the organism in Eukaryota, Metazoa, Chordata, Mammalia, Chiroptera, Vespertilionidae.
AUGUUUGUACAUUUUCAGAAAACAACUCUGAGACCAUGUAGAUUCUGGCAACAGAGAGGAAUUGGCAGGAUUACUCCAACCAUCAAGACAGAAGAAAAGCAGUCCAUAGAUGGAAAACAUUGCCAUACCAGCAGACAGCAGUUGUGUAUCACUGCAGGUUGCCCAGGACCAAACCAGAGAGAGUCAACCUGCAUUACCACCAUUUGUCCACCAUCCAGAUCUGAAAUAUCAUGGCUGACAUAUACACAUAAGGAACUGUUUGAUAUUGAAAUUGGGUCUCAAAAGAACUGUUGGCCCAGAAAAAAACUCAUAUGCCUUUCAGCAUAA